AUGCAGGAGCAAUUCGCAGCCAGCGCAGCCCAGGGCGAUGCCCGACCCGCGGCCAAGGUCACACGCAUCACGCGCCGCCCCGCAGCGCCUGAUGCCGCCGCUGGCGGCACUGGCGGCGCGGCCCCGCCGCCGCCCGCCAGCCAGCCCCAGCCAGCUCUGCAUGCGGCACGCGGGUGUGCACUGCACGGGCCCGGGUGCCAGGGCCACCAUGGCCACGAGGUGCAGCAGCAGCAGCAGCAGCAGCAUGCCGCUGGCGGGCCCCAGCAGGCGGCAGGCCUGCUGGCUGCGAUGCAGGCGGCGCUGAAGGGCAUUGUGGGCGAGGUGCAGGAGCGGCCGGUGGCAGCAGCAGCGCCGCCGCAGCCGCCAACGGCGGCCGAUGCAGCUGCAGCAGCGCCCUUCCCUGAGGCCACCCACCGCAAGCUCUCCAAGUUUGCGCUGGGGCGGCAGCGGCAGCGUGCCGCAGAGGAGCCGGCACCCGGGCCAGCCAUGGCGCCAACUGUGCUGCCGGCAGAGGCAGCUGGAGGCCGCUCGCUGGAUGAGCAGGCUCGCAUCGACGCAGAGAACCGGCAGCUUCUGGCGGCCAUGACACCAGAGCAGGUGGCGGAGGCCAGGGAGGAGGCGGUGCAGCGCCUGCCGCCCGCCGCCGUCGAGUUCCUGCGCCGGCGUGGCGCCGAAAAGGCCAAGGCGGCAGCUGCGGCGGUCCCCUCUGCCGGCGCUGCACCGUCCGCAGCUGGUCAGCAGGCUGCCUCCCCGCCACUCGCCGCGCCUGGCAGCGGCGGCGACACAGGAGCCGCUUCUGCGAGCAAUGCCAGGCCGGCGCAGAGGCCGCGCCAGCAGCCGCGCCCGCAGCGGCAACCCGGCAGCGCAAACCAGCCCGGCGCAUCGAGUGCCAGCAUUGCCGGCAGGCUGCGCUUUGGGAUUGACGGCAGCGUGGAGGGGCUGCGGCCGGCCGAUGCCACCGUCGAUGCGGCGCCCGCCGACGUGGCUGAGCGCGACCCCAUCAGGCAAGCAGGACAGCUGCAGGGCGAGGGCCUGGGUGCAGAGGGCUACAGCGUGCAGGAGGCGUGCCUGCUGGCGCGCAGCACGCUGGCGCAGCAGCGCGUGCUGGCGCUGCGCCUGCUGGCUGCUGUGCUGGCGCUCAGCAGGCCCAGCGUGGCGUGCAGCAGCUCUGUCCGCGUGCCGCUGCCACCUGCAAUUGCGGCCGAGCUGCAGCAGCAGGCGGCUGCGGGGCUGGAGUGGGUGGCGGUGUGGCACCAUGCCCUGCAUGCUGCCGACGUGGUGCUGCUGCUGCGCCGAUCGCUGGACGACGCCCAUCCGGCGGUGGCGGCGGCAGCGGCGCAGGCCCUGGCGGCGCUGCUGGGGGCCGCGGGGCCGGCGGGCGCCGCCGAGGAGGCGGCGGCAGAGGGCACAGAUGCGGCGCCGCUGGCUGGCUGGCCCGCGCCGCCGCUGCGCCACAUGCAGCGUCCCACCGCCAGCGGGGCCUGGGUGGCAGCGCCCGUCGGCGCGGCGCAGUGCCAGCUCAGCGAGGCUGCCGAGGAUGAGGAGGCGCUGGAUGAGCAGCAGCUGGCUAAAGUGGACCCGCUGUCAGGCCUGCUGCACAUGCAGCUGCUGGAGCGCGUCGCGUAUCUGCUGGGGGCGGCCGGAGCAGCGGCGGCGGCAGACCCCCUGCUCUCCAUCCUCAUCAGGUGCUGCCAGGCUGGCAAGGAUGUGGCGGACCAGGUGGUGGCCACACCGGGCAUGCUGGACGCGAUCAAGGCUGUGCUGGAUGCCCCCCCGCCUCCUGCGGCGGCAGGCGGUGGUGUGGUGGCCGCAGAGGGCGGCGCCGCCGGCGGGGCGACGGCAGCGGCGUUCCAUGCGGGCCGCCCCAAGGCGCUGCGCCUGCUGCGCCAGCUGGCGCAGGCCAGCAAGGCCGCCGCGCGCCUGCUGCAAGAGGCCGGCCUGGUUCGCUUUGCGCUGGAGCAUCUGCUGCGCCCGGCGGCGGCUGCAGGGGCAGGCGGGCCGGGGCAGGCGCCCGCCAGCAGCGGCACAAGGCGGCGGGGCCAGCUGACUGAGGCGCUGCGCCUGUGGCGCUGCUUCGCCCAGCACGGCUUCUACCUGCUGCUGCUGGAUGAUGCCUACCCUUCCCUCUGCACCUCCUUCACGCCACAGCUGGCGCCGGCGGCAGCGGCGCAGCCGGCCGCGCUGUCGUGCGAUGAGCUGCAGCACUGGUGUGGUCCACACGACUCGCAGCUCAGCCCGCAAUGCGCUGCGGCACUGGCGGGCGGCGCCUUGAGCUGGCUGGGCCAGCUGCCCCUGCAGCAGCUGCUCGAGGCCUACAGCACCAGCGCCAUCACCGGCAGCCAAUCACUAGCAGCAGGCGAGGUGGGGGCGAGGAGCGGCCGCAGCCCGUACCCAGCGCUCGCAGCGGCAGGCGGCAGCAGCCAGCAAGCUGCGGUGCUGCUGGGCACGCUGGCAGCAGCGCUUCACUUUGUCGGCAGCUACUGGAGCGUGCAGGUGUGGCACACGGCAGCCGAGAAGGCAGCCGCGGCGGGCCGGCUCGCAAAGCUGGGCUUGUUGCCAGCACACAGCUCCGGCACCAGCGCUGGUGCAGCCAACGGCGACAGUGAGCAGGGCCUCUCCGUGCUGGAGGCGGUGAGGAGCAUUCUGCAGCAGCUGGUGUCCUCUGACGCCGCUUGGGCAGUGCCAUCUGCGCUGCCACAGCCCAUGGCAACACCUGGCAUGGUGCCCGCAGCCGCUGAGCUGGCCGUGGCACUCGCCAGGCUGGCUGCCACCUUCCUGCCACCACCCCAAGCGGCAGAUGCAUCUGCCAGCCUCCUGGCGCCGCUGUAUGGCCAGCGAGGGUCUGCCAGGUUCCUGGCAGCUGCUCAAGCAGCAGAUGCCGCUGUGUCGCAGCCCUGGGACGUGGCCAGGCAGCUGCAAGUGCUGCCCCUGGCGCGCGCAGCCGCCCUAGGGUUGCAGGCAGCUGGCCGUGCAAGCACCAGCGAUGGCGGGGUUGCGCCCCAGGCACAGCACUGGCCUGCAAUAGCAGCAGCAGACACCGCGCAGGCAUUGCUGCGGCUCCUGCCAGCUGGCGAGGAGCUGCUGGCACUGCAGCUGAUGGCUCUGCUGCUGGGGCCACAGCACCUGGCGGUCACGGCGGCAGCAGCAGCGGCGUGUCUGCAAGCAGAGGCAGCAAGCAAUACAGGAUUGCUGGCAGCUGAUGGCCUGGCAGCGGAUGGCGGCCAGCAGGGCGCCAGUCCACCGGCCCUGCCAGACGCCCGGCAGCUGUCCUCGCUGCUGCUGGCUGGCUACGCAGGUGCCUGGCUAGGGAUGGUGCCGGAGAGCCAGCAGGAGGGCAGCCAGGAGGGCCGGCAAGUUGCAGCUGCUGCGCCGGCUGUGGAGCCGCCCUCGCCAACCGCCUUGCUGCGGCCGCAGGGCUCGCGCCUGCCGCUGCCGGCAGACUGGAUGCUGGAGGAGGCGCCGGUGCCGCCGCCAGAGGCAGGCAUUGCUGCGGAACCGGCAGUGGCUGCCGGCUUCGCCCUGCUGCUGGCGCUGGGCUGGGAGCAGCAGCAGCUGAGCAGCCUGGCGGCCAGGCCGUGGCCGGCGGGGGCAGCAGAGAGCAGGCUGCGCCUGGCCGUGCUGCUUGUGUUUGGGGACUGGGCGCAGGCGGCAGCAGGCGGCGGGUUUGUGCCUGGCGCUGCGGUGGGGCAGGGCGAGGAGUUGGCCUGGGAGCAGCCGCUGGCGCGCUGGUGCCUUGCAGCCCUGAUGCAGCGCUACUGCCCCGCUGCCGACGCAGCCGUCAGCAGCAGCACCCCGUCGGGCGCGGCAGCAGGCGGCGCAGCGGUGGGCGGCGCGGGCGAGCGCGGCUGGCAGCAGCAGGAGGCGCGCCAGCUGGCGCAGCACUUUGCUGCCGCCAGCUACGGCGACCGGCUGUUUGGUGCCGCGGUGGCGACGCUGCUGCGGCGCACGGUGCCGCUGGAUGUGGCGCUGGAGGUUCUGUCCACCCUGGCGGACGAGCAGGCGCUGCACCUGCUGCCCCCGCUGCGCCUGCUGCCCGGCCCGCCAGCAGUCUACCUGGAUGCACCCCCUGUGGGGCACGCACCCGGCGGCGGCGGCGGCGGCGGCGGCUAUGGCCGCGCGUGCUUCGGGGCUGGCGUGCCCGGCACGGACGGCAGUGGCGGUGGCGGCGGCGACAGUGAUGGCAACGGCAGCGGCAGGAGCAGGCAGGAGCUGGACUUGUAUGUGAAGCUGCUCAGCGAGGGGCCCCUGGAGCGAUGCCUGGCUGCUGCCAGCAGCGGCAGGGAGGGGCGCCGCGGCGGCAGCGAUGGCGACGGCGGCAGCUUGACCGCCUGCUCUGUGGCCGUGCCGCUGGUGCUGCACCGCCUCGCCUGCGCCUGCUUCCCAGGCGCGGCGCGGCCAGGCACGGCGGAGACCGCUGCUGGGCAGGCGCGGCGGCAGGCGCUGCUGUGCACCAUCGUGCAGCGCUGCGGCGAGGGGUGCGGCAGCGGCGGCGGUGGCGAUGGCGCAGCCUCUGGGCGGCGCCCGCUGCUGCAGCUGCUUGGCAUGCUGCUGCGCUGGGACGCCGCUGCGGGGCAGCCCUCAGGCGCCGCCAGCCGGGAGCGGGUGACCGCCGUUGAGGCCGCCUGCGCCUCGGCUGGCACGGAUGCAAGCGCCGUGCUGCAGGCAGCGCUCGAGGCGUGA
Messenger RNA from Chlorella variabilis, 4680 nucleotides. RefSeq lists its product as hypothetical. The coding region runs from base 1 to 4680 and encodes 1559 amino acids. NCBI's taxonomy places the organism in Eukaryota, Viridiplantae, Chlorophyta, Trebouxiophyceae, Chlorellales, Chlorellaceae. The transcript has 9 exons. The record is from RefSeq and is a predicted model, not a curated record.